Molecule: messenger RNA, 2245 nt
Organism: Trichomycterus rosablanca
Lineage: Eukaryota; Metazoa; Chordata; Actinopteri; Siluriformes; Trichomycteridae
Product: neuropilin and tolloid-like protein 2
Exons: 9
Coding region: 247-1959 (570 amino acids)
Cellular component (GO): postsynaptic density
Molecular function (GO): ionotropic glutamate receptor binding
Source: RefSeq, a predicted model, not a curated record
CUGAUCGGAGAUAUAAAUGAAUCCACGUUUCUAAAUGGGAUUAACGGGACGGCGCGGUGUAACCGGGGGACUCGGGUGCGCGCUCGGGGAUGUCAGAGGUUCUCCAGAUCUUUUGUAAAGCAGAUGGAAUUAUUCGGGUGGAGUAAAAGUUGAGAUUUUUGAGAAAGCACAGGCGCGCUGGAUUGCAAAGGAUGGAGAGAUAAAGGAAAAGAAUAAACCGAGCUUUUGUGGAAAAGGGUGGAAACAAUGCGCGGAGUGGAAAUGCACAGAGCCUGGAUUCUUCUGUUUAUAAUAGAAGAGGGCUUUGCUCUGGCACAGAGGAUCAGAGAGACGCAGAACGAAGAUGGACCUGCAGCCAGAAAUGAACAGUGCGGUAUAUGGACCAAGACCAUCAGUGGGGGCCAAUUUAUGUCCCCGAACUACCCUAACAGCUACCCGCCCAACAAGGAGUGUGUGUAUGUCCUCGAGGCGCUGCCUCGCCAGAGAAUCGAGCUGGCCUUUGACAAGAACUACUACAUCGAGCCUUCGUUCGAGUGCCGUUUCGAUCACCUGGAGAUAAGAGACGGACCCUUCGGCUUCUCCCCGCUCAUCGAUCGCUACUGCGGCCCGAAGAGCCCCGGCGUGGUCACCUCCACCGGCCGCUUCAUGUGGGUCAAAUUCACCAGCGACGAGGAGCUCGAGGGCCUCGGCUUCCGGGUUAAAUACACGUACAUAGCAGACCCAGAUUUUAAACUGCACGUGGGUGGACUGUUAAAUCCCAUCCCAGACUGUCAGUUCGAGAUCAGCGGCUCGGACGGCUUCGUCCGGUCCAGCCAGGUGGACGAGGAGGACAAAGUGAAACCAGGCGAUGCUCUGGACUGCAUCUGGACCAUCCGUGCACCUCCUCAUUCCAAGAUCUACCUGCGCUUCCUGGAGUACCAGAUGGAGAACUCCAACGAGUGCAAGAGGAACUUCGUGGCCAUUUACGACGGCAGCAGCGCCAUCGAGAACCUGAAGGCCAAGUUCUGCAGCACGGUGGCCAACGACGUGAUGCUGGACAGCGGGGUGGGAGUCGUGCGCAUGUGGGCCGACGAGACCAGCCGCCUCAGCCGCUUCCGCAUGCUCUUCACCUCCUUCGUGGAUCCUCCCUGUUCCAGCAACACGUUCUUCUGCCACAGCAACAUGUGCAUCAACAACUCGCUGGUGUGUAACGGUGUGCAGAACUGUGUGUACCCGUGGGAUGAGAACCACUGCAGGGAGCGAAAGUCUAAGGGUCUGUUCCAUCAGAUCACCAAGACCCACGGCACGGUUAUCGGCAUCUCCUCCGGCAUCGUGCUGGUCCUGCUCAUCAUCUCCAUUCUGGUCCAGAUGAAGCAGCCGCGCAAGAAGGUGGUUUCACGCCGCCCGGCCGUCUUUAACAAAUCCGGCCUCCAGGAGGUGUUCGACCCUCCGCACUACGAGCUCUUCUCCCUGCGUGACAAGGAGCUCUCGUCCGACCUGGCCGAGCUGAACGAGGAGCUCGAGAGCUUCCAGAAGAUGCGCCGGUCGUCCACCACGUCCCGCUGCAUCCACGAGCACCACUGCGGAGGCGGUAGCGCCAAGCAGCACCGGAGCGCCCUGGGUUCCAUGGAGCUGUCGUACCACAACGACUUCUCCAAACCGCAGACCAUGAAGACCUUCAACAACAGCGGCCUGGGAACCUACAAGAAGAGCUGCUACGGCUACAAGCAGACUCACGAGUGCGCCGAGCAGGUCAUCGAGGACCGGGUCAUGGAGGAAAUCCCGUGCGAAAUCUACGGAAGGGGCGGAGCUAUAGGCGGGACUGUGGGCGGGGUGAUGGCCGGCGCUGUUGGCGGGGCGACCGGAAGCAUCAGCAGCGGAUGCAGCAGCAUCAGCAUCCGUAACCACGGCACCAUACGCAGCAACAACGCCACUACCGUACCAGACGCGGGUCAGCGCUCCAUUUCCAUGGACUUCUGAGGGGAUGGAUGGCGGUAAUGUGGAGCAGACGAAAGCCCGACCAACACGAGACUCUUUUUUUUGUCCUUAAUUCUUGUAUUAAUCCGAUUGAUCGUCUUUGAAUUAUUAAACUCUCCAGUCACCUUGACUACUAGACCUUAAAACAGACCUUAAUGACCGAAAACCAUCACCAGGGGUGGACAAAUCAGUAGCCUGGGCGUCCGGGUUACAUAUCUGGGGUUUUAUUUCCUGAAUAUUUCGUUGCCUGUUGGACAGAUGACUGUAAUGGUUAAAAAGUUAGUUUUGG